Molecule: messenger RNA, 1107 nt
Organism: Penicillium samsonianum
Lineage: Eukaryota; Fungi; Ascomycota; Eurotiomycetes; Eurotiales; Aspergillaceae
Product: Gfo/Idh/MocA family protein
Exons: 2
Coding region: 1-1107 (368 amino acids)
Molecular function (GO): nucleotide binding
Source: RefSeq, a predicted model, not a curated record
AUGUCCAACCUACCCAAGGUUCGUUGGGGUAUUAUUGCUACCGGCAUGAUAUCCUCAUGGUUUGUGGAGGAUCUGGUUCUCGACUGGCCGGAAGCCAAAGUAGAACAUGUUGUCCAAGCUAUUGGCACUUCAAGUGUUGAAAAGGGCCAAGAAUUUGCGAGAAGGUACUGCCCGAAACAAAGCCCACGUGUCUAUAGCUCCUAUAAAGAAGUCUACAACGAUGCAGACGUGGACAUUGUAUAUAUCGGAACCCCCCACGGGUUUCAUUAUCGCGAUUGCAUGGAGGCAAUUUCUGCUGGAAAGAAUGUCUUGUGCGAGAAAUCUUUCACCCUGAAUGCCAAACAAUCGAGGGAGAUAUUCAAUGCCGCUCGCGAGAAGAAUGUAUAUGUGGCAGAAGCAAUGUGGCUCCGACAUCGACCGCUUUUCAUCGAGCUCCAGCGAUUGCUCCACGAAGAGAAGAUCAUUGGCGAUGUCUUCCGGGUGUUCUCGGACUUUGCGUCUGGUGUUGAUAUUGCCUCACUUCCAUCCACAUCCCGAUACCGCAAUAUUUCAUUGGGAGCGGGGUCAUUGCUGGAUAUUGGGGUGUAUUCGCUCACUUGGGCUAGAAUGGCGCUGGGUGGAAAUGCACCUGAUCAGGCAGAGAUGGCAGAGAUGCCGCGCAUUAUGGCCGCACAAACCCAUGAAGGAGGAGUUGAAGUGACUACUAGUGCAGUUUUGCAGUAUCCCUCGACUGGAAAGCAGGGUAUUGUCACUUCAACUACCAAAGCCCUCGGUGCUCCUGGUGAAGUUUUUGCUGUUAUACACGGGACCAAUGGGUACGUUGAGAUAGAAGGUAGGACUCCAUCUGCGCCGGAAUCCUUUACUGUAUGGAAGAAGCAGGAAGGAAAUCCUGAUCGCGCGUUUUUCCCGAGGGAGACGUGUCAAGGAAAGAAAUAUGAGUUUUCGACCCUGGGGCGUGGCUUUGUUCACGAGGCUGAGCAAACGGCACUGGAUAUUCUUGAAGGUCAGAAAGAGAGCAGGAUUAUGCCGUGGGCUGAAACACUGUAUAUGAUGGAUAUCAUGGACGAGAUACGGCGACAGGGUAACACAAUAUAUCCCGGAGAGUGA